CCACUAAUUCAUCCCCACUUUGAAACUCCCAACUCACGCAUUUUUUCAAUCACAAUUAUUUUUCUUUUUUUCGGCGAACGUACCAACUCAUGGCACGUGGUUUUACACACGCUGCGCAAACGCUCCCGAAAGGAACUCAGUUGAGCAUAUUCCAUUGGAGUGGCCAAGUUCGACAGGUACUUCUCCCAAAGCCACCAGAGGACCACGCACAGUGUGACCAAAAAUCUGUUCAGCGGGACUAAAGUCCGUGGAUUCUUGCACACUCUCGGGCACAGCAAGGAGGAUAAAAGUAAUGCCAAAAGAAGAAGCAGUCUUGAAGUGGGAAUGUCAAAAGAAGAAUAUGAGAAGAGAAAACGAACAUACUCGUACACCUCAAGUUCCGCAAAGUUAAGGAGGAAUUUUGCGCGAGUGCCGCAAUGCGUGCGGUGAUCAUCCUCUUGUCUGCCCUGCUUCCACUCUGUCCCUCCCAUGAACAAGAUCCUUUCGCCUGGCUGUACAGCCGCCGGAGUGCCAUCCAAACGGACAACGCGGGAGGCGAGUGCCCACCUGAGUGCGACUGUCCUCCGACCUUUUCCAUCGCCAUGUAUUGUGAUGCGCGGGGCCUGACCGUCAUGCCCAGCGUCCCCUCCCGGAUGAAGUACUUGUACCUCCAAAACAACGCCAUCUCAGCCAUAUCCGACUCAGCUCUGGUCAACGCGACCAAUCUGGUGUGGCUUAUGAUGCACCACAACCGGCUCACGUCGGAUGGCAUCGGCGAGAAGGCCUUUUCGCAGUUGGAACGACUGGAGCGUUUUUAUUUACAACACAACAAUUUGACCAGCAUCCCUCGUAACCUCCCUCGCACCCUUCGGGACCUGAGGAUCAACCACAACAACAUAGAUAAGGUAACACCUUCAGACCUCGAGGGAAUGGAUAACCUCACAAUCCUGCAUCUCCAUGACAACGCUAUCACCGACAUGGGUGCAUCACUAAAGUCCCUGACAUCCCUCACGCUGUUGGACGUCAGCGGCAACAAGUUGUCAAAGGUGCCAGAGGCUCUCCCCGAACGAUUGCACCAACUCUACUUGGACUCCAACUCCAUCGCUUCUCUGCCUGAGGCGUUCUUGGCCACUUUGACACAGCUGCAGUACCUUCGGAUGGCCCACAACCAGCUCACAGACAAGGGCCUGCCGUCCAACAUCUUUAAUGCGACAGGCCUGGUGGAACUGGACCUGAGCUUCAACCACCUGGAGAGAAUCCCUCUGGUCAGCUCCGCUCUGCAGCAUCUCUACCUCCAAGCCAAUCGCAUAAAAGAGUUCACAUUGGGGAGUUUCUGCCGCAUUGUGGACGUUACCAACUUCUCCAAGUUGCAAACUCUACGUCUGGAUGGGAAUGAGCUGAGUCAGCAGGACAUCCCAUCGAAUUCGUCGCUCUGCCUCCGUUUGGCCUCCAGCAUUGACGUUUAAAUUGUGUACUCGACCUUUUCAUAACGCCACCUCAGUCAUGAACUUUGUUGUAAUAAAUUGCUACCGCUGCAGGAUUAUUUGACAUCAACAACAGCCUUUUGGGGUUUUUUUUGUCUUUUGAUUUGAUGUUGAAUGUUUCUGUGUUCAACAAAAAACAUUUACUUCAAGAAAAAUAUCAUCUUAGUUUUUUUAGGGACUCUUACAAAUGAUAUAUAGCAGGUCAUUUUUUCCCUUACUCUUUUUUUCUUGUACCACAAUUUAUUUGAAAAUGUCGAAUCAGAUGUAGUGUACGACAAGUUUGACAGAACUCUUCCUUCGUUCAGCACAUGUUGACUUUGAAGGUACAUGCUGGAGUUGCAUUCAAGAUGAUCUUUCCUAAAGUGACAUUACUUGAUUUUGUACAAGUGCACUCUCACGUGCGGCGUUAAAAGAUGGUUGUCAUCUUUUUCUUUCCUUUAACUUUGUGCAUGAAUUAAACGCAAACAUUCGACGUA
Messenger RNA from Hippocampus comes (tiger tail seahorse), 1939 nucleotides. RefSeq names its product fibromodulin a (gene fmoda). NCBI's taxonomy places the organism in Eukaryota, Metazoa, Chordata, Actinopteri, Syngnathiformes, Syngnathidae. Gene Ontology annotation, molecular function: protein binding. The coding region runs from base 417 to 1445 and encodes 342 amino acids. The record is from RefSeq and is a predicted model, not a curated record. The transcript has 7 exons.